AUGGGGAAGCAGAACAAAGUGGACUCCUUCCUGAAGCAGAGCUAUCCGUUUUGUGUUGCUGCCGUGGCCAGAGAGGCAAAGUUAUCAGAAUCAAAGAUGUUCAAGUUCUGUGUGGUUUUCCUCCUCUGUGGCCUGCUGACCCCUUCGCAAGGACUGGCUGGAAGUGCCUCGGUGUCUGCCAGGGUGGAUAAAGAUGUGCUAGAAAGCGUCAUUGCAGGGUCACUAGCCAACGGCAACCUUCUCGAGGGGCUCCUGGGUGGUCUCCUUGGUGGCGGUGGCCUUGGCGGUCUGCUUGGAGGUGAUGGACUUGUUGGUGGUCUCCUUGGUGACAGCGGCCUUGUUGGCGGUCUCCUUGGUGACAACGGCCUUGUUGGCGGUCUCCUUGGUGAUGAUGGACUUGUUGGAGGUCUCCUUGGUGAAGACGGACUUGUUGGCGGUCUCCUUGAUGGUGAUGGACUUGUUGGAGGUCUCCUUGGUGAAGACGGACUUGUUGGCGGUCUCCUUGAUGGUGAUGGACCUGUUGGCGGUCUCUUUGGUGGCAAAGGACCUGUUGGCGGUCUCCUUGGUGGUGAUGGACUUGUUGGCGGUCUCCUUGGUAGCAAAGGACCCGUUGGUGGUCCCCUUGGCGGUGAUGGAAUUGUUGGUGAUCUCCUUGGUGGCAAUGGUGUUCUUGCAGGUGGUCUCCUUGGUGGCAAAGGGCCCCUUGGUGGUCUCCUUGGCGAUGAUCCUCUUGCUGGUGGUCUCCUUGGUGGCAGUGGUCUCCUCGGUGGACGUGGUCAGCAUGGCCAAGGCACACUUCCUGAAGGAGGGCUCCUUGGCAAGAAUGGUCUGCAGGGCACCAUCAAAGGGCUCACAGGGCUGAAAAUUGUGAACAUCACUCUCCCCAAAAUAACUCUGCGCUUCCUGCCAGGCAUCGGGCUCCAGCUGAAUAUCUACACCCAGCUGCUGGUAGAUGGCAAUGGCGCAGUGGGUGGACUGCUCCAGUUCCAGGUGGAAGCGAACAUCACAGCAAGAGUCCGGCUGGUCCAGGACAAGUCGGGGGCUCUCAAGCUGGUCAUUGAAGACUGCAAGACUCUUCUUGGAGGCGUCAACAUCCGUGUUGGACCCAAAGUGCCACUUGUGGAGAGAACUGUAAAGAGCGUCCUCGGCAGCGUCCUGCCCAGGCUGCUGUGCCCUGUCGUCGACACCGUGCUGGGCGUCAUGAACUCGCUGCUCGGCUCCGUGACUUCUGUGCUUCCACUCGGGGCCCUGGGAGAUCUCCAGUAUACUCUGUCCUCCCUUCCCAUCAUCGGUGACAAGUCCAUCCAGCUGGAUCUAAACCUCCUCCUCAGGGAUGCAGCAGGCAGUGUGGUGGAGCCUGUGCGCGGGCAGUCGUCCCCUGUCACCCUGCUGCCAGCCGCCAGCCACGGGGUGCAGGUGGGGCUCUCGCAGGACGUGCUGGGCGCCGUGCUGGGGCUGGCCCAGAAGCAGGGAGCCUUCAACCUGGACAUCACCAGCUCAGCGGUGCCCGAUAGCAUCUCGCUGUCCACCUCGGCCCUCCUCUCAGCCUUCCCUCAGCUCUCUGCCAUGGUCCCCGGGUCGCUGCCGCUGGCGCUGCGUGUGCGGCUGGCCGACGUGCCAGAGGUGGCCCUGCGGGACGGGAGAGCCACUGCCACCCUCCGAGCCACCAUAGAUGUCGUGACACGCCGCCCAGGCUUCCCCGUGCAGACCCUCUUCAGCCUGGACUCGGAUGUCAGUCUGAACAUCACCCCCUCUGUCUCCAGCGGCAGGCUGCGCGCCUCCCUGGCCAUCGACAGAGUCAAACUGAGACUGGCAUCCUCACAAAUUGGCCCUAUCAAUGUCUCCCGGCUUGAAGGAUGGGUGAGGGACGUCCUCGCGGCUGCAUACGUGCCUGCCAUUAACAGUGCUGUGAGCGCAGGGAUCCCUCUGCCCAACAUCCUCAACACCAGCUUUGAGAACAGCCAGGUGGACAUCGCUGAUAACACCUUUGUGAUCAGCCAGAAGUCUAGAGUGCUCUAA
Molecule: messenger RNA, 2019 nt
Organism: Cygnus atratus (black swan)
Lineage: Eukaryota; Metazoa; Chordata; Aves; Anseriformes; Anatidae
Product: BPI fold-containing family B member 3-like
Exons: 17
Coding region: 1-2019 (672 amino acids)
Molecular function (GO): lipid binding
Source: RefSeq, a predicted model, not a curated record